Molecule: messenger RNA, 2127 nt
Organism: Amphiprion ocellaris (clown anemonefish)
Lineage: Eukaryota; Metazoa; Chordata; Actinopteri; Pomacentridae
Gene: erich2
Product: glutamate-rich 2
Exons: 7
Coding region: 1287-1925 (212 amino acids)
Source: RefSeq, a predicted model, not a curated record
CUUAACUGUUUGCUUAGUUAAAUCCUGGUGGUGAUUUUUUAUUUAUUUUUUGGCCAGGCAGUGUAUAUUGGAUAUAUACUGUAUUCGCUCUUGACUGUUACUUUACUUGUUCUCGUAACUAUGCAGUGACUACACCAACUUUUCACUAGAAAUGACCGAUUUCUUCCUCUCCACUGCUACACCCACAAAAAACCCACACAGUCUACACUCGGGCAUGCACACAUACACGCUAAAAACACACAUCUGCACGGUUCACUGGCAUGUCUGUGUGCAGGAGAGGGGUCCUGAGGGAGCGCUCAGUCCGAGCAACUUCAUUGCACUGACUAAUUGAUGUGUUUGUGUGUGUGACAGAGAGAGUGUGUGUUGGUGAUGGAGAGAAGGCGCACACAUUUAACAGUCCAAUCUCACUUCACCUUCUCUAAACAAUGCUUCAAACUCAGGCACAAAGUGAACAUUGCUGUCAGUCAUGUGCUAAUUUAAGCUCUGUGAGAUGUCUGAGAGUUGGGCCUGUCAGUCUCUUCCUGAAAUUAUAAGACAACCGUGAAACACUGCAGCCAAGUGCUGAGGAGACCUGAACCUAUUAACCAACCACACACACACAGUACCUCCAUCCUCACACAUCUCACACAACACACACACCGACACACAGAUUCAAGACUGAGGGCAGCUCUUUCGAUGUAUGCGCAGCUAAUGUAGCAGUUACAGCUACUUAUUGGAUGAAAUAUGGCUGACAUGGAAGGUGGACAGGAACAGUUAUGUGUGAGAAGGACUGAGAAUGAAGCCUUAAAAUGGUUGAAUGUUAUAGUUUUUCGUGCAUUCAAUAGAUUUUUGGUGGUUGUUUUGAUUAUUAAAUCAAGCAGACAAAACAAUUUCGCAGAAUUGUGGAAAACUGAGGAUCAAACAGACAGCAGAAUAUUAAUAUUGGUAUCUAAGCUGAAAACCUUUUGUAAAACCUGUAUAAUAUGGGAAAAUGUAUAGGUAAGAAACUCCUUUUAGUCAUCUGAAAAGAAAAACACCCACAUACAACACACUGUCUCUACCGUCGAUACUCUCUAAAAGCCAUGGGACAAAAUUUAAACUGUCCUUGACCCGCUUUUUGCAUGUAAUUGCUAAAUUUCCGACAACAAUGAAGACCACAAAGCGUUGCUGCGUUGCUAUGGUAACGACUGUUUACCUCCCUGAUACGCAGCAACUAUCGUCUGUCAGCUGUUCGCCAACUGACGAUAAAACUGUAAAACCUGCAAGAAACUGUCGGAAUUUCAUAGAGUAGGACAUACAGUUUCUCAAUGAGCAGCUGUCUGUGGUUCUCAUAUAGAGCGUGCUCCAAAGGAAUCCACCAGCAUAACUCAAGAUGUGCUUUCAGGAUUGAAGAUCAAACACAGUCGACUAAUGAAGAGCUGAAAAUGAAAGACCUGAAGGAGCCCCAGGACUCAUCAGCAGCUGGUGGAACAACACAUGCUCCUCCACCAGCUGAACCUCUCCCCACGCAUAACACAUAUGAGGAGGAAGAGCAGACCAAGGAAGAGGAUGUUGAGGAUGAAGACCUUAAAGCUCCAGUGGAGCUGAAAAUGGAGUUCCUCAGAGCUGUAAAGGAGAAGGACUUUCAGCAGGCCACUAAACUUUGUCAGACGAUCCUCGUCUAUGAACCAGACAACCCUGUGGCCUCUGAGUUCCUCCUGCUGAUCCAGAAGAAACUGCUGGAAGAGCAAGAGGCAGAGCAGAGCAGUGAUGAGGAUGAAGAAGAAGAAGACGAAGACAGUAAUGAUGAGGACGACAAAGACGAUAACUCUGACAGUGAUGAGGAGUCAUUCUGUAACUCUAGCUGCUCGUCUUCAUCUUGCUCUUCUUCAUCAUCAGAUGAUGAUGAAGACAAAAAUCAGGUGAACAGACACAAGCCGUGCCCUCCUUCUCACAUUUCCCCCUAAAACUGCCGUACCAGUCCAGCAGGGGCUGCGUCUGAGACCUCUCACAAUAUAAUCUUGUUACUUUUGAAAUAUUGUAUGUAUUUUAAUAGACAAUGCUACUGUACUCAGUCACAGUGCAUUUUGUAGACAGUGUGACAUUUACAUUCACAAUUAUACAUUCUUUCAUAUUUUACCUGCAAAUAAAAUAUUUAUUGUUGACUAA